UUGGGGUUGACGGAAUGUCAGUUACAGGUAUUGUUGUAUCACAAUGUAAAGUAGAUAAAGUUGGAAUGCAGGCAUGCAAUCUGACAGCGGAAGCAUUGAAAGCAUUCAAGGAAAAUGUUCGGGAUACAAAGUUCAAGGAACUCAAUGUCAGCGUCAAUAAAAAUCUGGGCGCUGAGGGAUUGGCUGUCACGAGUAUUAUUGUGUCACAAUGUGAAGUAGAGACGGUUGAAAUGCGGAAAUGCAAUCUGACAGCGGAAGCUAUGAAAGCAUUCAAAGAAAAUGUUCGGGAUGCAAAGUUGAAGAAACUAAAUAUCAGCGGAAAUGAAAAUCUUGGUGUUAAGGGAUUGGCUAUCACAGGUAAUAUUGUGUCACAAUGUGAAGUAGAGAAGGUUGAAAUGCAGGAAUGCAAUCUGACAGCGGAAGCAAUGAAAGCAUUCAAGGAAAAUGUUCGGGAUGCAAAGAUCAAUUUGUGGGAUCUCAGUAGCAAUGAAGUCAGCAAACUUGGAGAUGAAGGAUUAUCUACAAUCAGUGAAAUUGUUCAUCAAUGUCGGGUUCAAACAUUGUGGAUGUUUGAUUGCGGCUUUUUCCACGGUAACGUGGAAAGAUUCAAAGCAUUGAUCGCUGAUGGGGUUGAGUUCAAAUACCACACCACAGUUACAUCAAAAAAAUAUUGUUCAAAUAACAAAUACCAAUAAUUUAAAAGUUUCCUAGAUUGUCACAAAAUUACUUUAACAAAGUUUUAUUUUAACUUAUUCGAAACUAUAAUACCAUAACUUGAAUGCACAUAUGUUGUAUUGAGCUUGUGAUAAUUCUUCUAGUGCGGUAUCCUACUACUAUAUUCAAUUCAUCACUGUUCGGAAUAUUCUUUUAUAUUUAUAAUUACAAGAUAAUGGAAUACAGAAAGACUAACUGACAGCGAGUUUUUAGCUCUAAAUUAUUAAUGUUCCCAAAAGAUUAAAGACUUGAGCAUUGACAAGCCUUAUUUUCAUUUAAUUUACAAUUUCGAUCUUCCUCCUGGCUACGAGAACGCAUUUUGUUUUGAUACUUCUGAUGUUGCAUCAAUAAAUUCUCAUUUAAUUUGGAAAUUUUUCGUUGAGAUAAACUGCAUUUCUAAUGUUCUACUUAUAUCCCUUACACAAACAAGGCUAUAUAGACAUGCUUAUACGUAUGCGAACACUUCCAAAAAAUAUGUAGCUUCCGUAAAUUUUCAGUGGUGGAGUGAAAUUGUAGCUUAAGAAUUUGUUUGCAUUUUAGCUAAGCCUUUAGCAGAUUUUACUCUUAUUAACAAGAAUAGGAGGAUUAUUUCCAAUGUAUUAUAGAACGUAAUUCAGAUAUCUUCAUUUGUUGCAUUGUACAUAGUAGCGUUAAAGUUAUACCGGCCCUAUCAGUUCAUUGUCCGGCAACAUUGUGUUAUUUAUAUUGCUAAGAGCAAACUAUGAUAUGUUAUCUCGCCAAUGGAACUGUUUGAAUUAGCUUUGAGCAAAGAUUUUUCAGUGUAGUUUUGGUCUUCUUGGUAUGCGUUUUCUGCUUAGAUUUAUAUCAACUAUGUUAUAUUUGUGUUCAGUUAUUUUUAUUUCAUUUCUGUUUGACAAAUUCAACUUUUGUAUUUGUAAGUACACGAUAAAACAAUAUGCGAAGCAUUAAAUAAAAUUUGUUUGUUUGA
This is a messenger RNA of Styela clava, 1663 nucleotides long. The record is from RefSeq and is a predicted model, not a curated record. Lineage: Eukaryota; Metazoa; Chordata; Ascidiacea; Stolidobranchia; Styelidae.